Molecule: messenger RNA, 888 nt
Organism: Fusarium redolens
Lineage: Eukaryota; Fungi; Ascomycota; Sordariomycetes; Hypocreales; Nectriaceae
Exons: 5
Coding region: 1-888 (295 amino acids)
Source: RefSeq, a predicted model, not a curated record
AUGUCCUCCUCAAAUCUCAUCGUUAUCGUCGGAGCCACUGGCAAUCAAGGCGGUUCUGUGGCAAGUGUCUUCCUCGGGGAGCCAGGUUGGACAGUUCGCGCCCUAACUCGAAACACCUCUAGUGUUAAGUACCAGGCUCUGGCAGCUCGAGGCGCAGAGGUUGUUCAAGCCGACAUCGACACACCUGCCACCCUAUCGGCAGCGUUUGAGGGUGCGGACGCCAUCUUCGCUGUGAGUGACUUCUGGGGCUUAUACAGUGAUCCUACCAAUAAAGACAAGGCGAAGCCGGGCCAGCCUCUGAAUGUGUGGGCGGGUGAGCAUGAAACACAACAGUUGAAGAACAUUAUCGACGCAGCCGACAAAGUCCCAAAUUUGGAGCGAUUUAUACUCUCCUCUCUGUCGAACGCCACGAAAUGGUCAAAGGGGAAAUACACUCACGUGUACCACUUUGACUCGAAAGCCAAGGCGGCAGACUACGGCAGAGAAACAUACCCAGACCUCUGGGCAAAGACCAGCAUCUAUCAGCCCGGACUUUUCUUAAGUAAUUAUACCCUGAACGGGUUACGUCAACUUAUCAAGAACUCUGAUGGAAUUGAAGAUUCUGGGCCCUUGGUCAAAGCUCUCAUAAAAGACUCCGCUGGGAAGAAUCUCAUUGGCUAUCGAGAAUGGCUCACUACCCGAGAGCUGGCAUCGAUAUUUACAAAGGCUACGGGACUGAAGGCAGAGGUGGAGCUUGAAGAUAACAUGGCAUAUUGGAAUGAGUUCGGGUACGAGGGCAGAGAUGACCCUACAGUUAUUCAUCCCCGAGAUUUGAAGUCGCCCCCGUCUCUCGAUACUGUGGAGGACUACUCCAAGAAGUACGACUGGAAAAAGGUGUUUGGUUCUUAA